This is a messenger RNA of Thlaspi arvense, 693 nucleotides long. The record is from the annotation of a GenBank genome assembly. Lineage: Eukaryota; Viridiplantae; Streptophyta; Magnoliopsida; Brassicales; Brassicaceae.
GGAGGCCAGUGUGGUAACCAGAUCGGUGCUAAGUUCUGGGAAGUUGUUUGCGCCGAGCAUGGUAUCGAUUCGACGGGGAGGUAUCAAGGGGACAGCGAUUUGCAACUCGAGCGAGUCAAUGUCUACUACAACGAAGCGAGUUGCGGAAGGUUCGUUCCUCGCGCCGUUCUGAUGGAUUUGGAGCCUGGGACGAUGGAUAGCGUCAGAUCUGGUCCGUACGGUCAGAUUUUCCGUCCGGAUAACUUCGUUUUCGGCCAGUCCGGCGCCGGUAACAACUGGGCGAAAGGACAUUACACGGAAGGGGCUGAGUUGAUCGAUUCCGUUCUCGAUGUUGUUCGUAAGGAAGCUGAGAAUUGUGACUGCCUGCAAGGAUUCCAAGUUUGCCACUCGUUGGGAGGAGGCACUGGUUCAGGAAUGGGAACCUUACUGAUUUCGAAGAUCAGGGAAGAGUAUCCAGAUCGAAUGAUGCUCACAUUUUCCGUCUUCCCAUCUCCAAAAGUGUCUGACACUGUUGUUGAGCCCUACAAUGCGACUUUGUCUGUCCAUCAGCUGGUGGAGAAUGCAGAUGAGUGUAUGGUGCUUGAUAAUGAGGCUCUCUAUGACAUUUGCUUCAGGACUCUUAAGCUUACCACUCCUAGCUUGAGUAUUCAGCUUCAUAGAUCAAGUUUAGCCAUGUUUAUAAUCCAUCCUUAA